AUGAUGGGUGUAUUAUCUAUUACAAGGUGCAUCGCACUACAACUCAUACUUUCAUGUUUAUUCUUGACCGCUGAAUGCAAAUAUUCUUCUGGUAAUCAACACCCUAAACCAAAAUAUACAUAUGACCAGCUCUGGAACCUUGAAAAGAACUUUUGGGAUUCGUUUCUUUACCCCGCAAAUUUGAAACAGACACAAGGCAAUCAAUCAACUAUCUUCUCUUCUGAUGUCCAAGGGCGCGUUGACAUUACUCGCACUUUUGAUGGCGACGAGCUCAAUCGCGAAUACAUCUUCGGCCUUUUCGCGGACCCAACCCAUGUCAGCCUUGUCGGUGUUCCUAUCUCUUACAGCAUCACACAAUUCGCUGCCAAUGACAAUAUCGCUUCCGCAACCACUGUCGUAACCUUCAACGCCACGACAUUUGGCGUCCUUGUUCCAGUGACCAUUGAUACAUGGAUCGAGUUUGAUGCCGACGGCAAGAUUUCGCAGUACGAUGCUGUCUUUCGCUGGUUUGAAUAUCUCUUGGAUUUCUUGGUGGGGAGUGUUGCGACCAAGAUCAAUGCUACAUCGUCCGAUCAAGCCGUUGCGUACGUCUCGAAUACGUUGGCCACGACGAUCUGCAACACGCAUGAGCAGUACUGCACGGGAUCCAACCAGCAAUACACAGAUACCUCUACUUGCUAUGAGUUUCUGACUAAAACAGUGCGAUUUGGAAAGAGCUAUGAGCUGGGUCGUAACACGCUGCUGUGCCGCGAGGUCCACGAACACAUGGUCCAGUAUCGACCUGAUGUCCAUUGCCCACAUAUCGGCCCUAGCGGCGGGGGGUACUGUGUUGACGAUAUGACGUAUACGCAAACUGUGCUGCAGAAAUAUUUCGAUGAUUCUUGGAUUCCCUUUGGCUACGGUGCGGAUCAAAACGUUUGGUUAUCUAGCUGA
Messenger RNA from Penicillium macrosclerotiorum, 933 nucleotides. RefSeq lists its product as uncharacterized. Lineage: Eukaryota; Fungi; Ascomycota; Eurotiomycetes; Eurotiales; Aspergillaceae. The coding region runs from base 1 to 933 and encodes 310 amino acids. The transcript is spliced from 2 exons. The record is from RefSeq and is a predicted model, not a curated record.